Messenger RNA from Sporothrix brasiliensis 5110, 1995 nucleotides. Its product is annotated as ADA HAT complex component 1. The transcript has a single exon. NCBI's taxonomy places the organism in Eukaryota, Fungi, Ascomycota, Sordariomycetes, Ophiostomatales, Ophiostomataceae. The coding region runs from base 1 to 1995 and encodes 664 amino acids. The record is from RefSeq and is a predicted model, not a curated record.
AUGUCCGCAGCUACCGCUGCUGGCGCGCCGGGGCGGCCGGCGCCGCUGACAAAACGCAAGCGCGCAUCGGACGCCGAGUCUAUGCUGCCGCCCUCUCCCUCGAUGGAGUUCGACCCCCCGGCCGACCAGCAGGCGCUGUUCUCUUCGACGAAGCGCGUAAAGACCGAGUGUGGUGAGGCUGCUUGGCCGCAAGCUACGUAUGGUGCCCAGGACAGCGCAACCACCCAAGACCGUCUGACCUCACCACCCUCCCCUCCGUUGUCUGUGUCACUGGCCACACGGGAUGUUGCCAACAUCGAGGCAGUGAAGGAUGUCGUGCAGUUCCAGUUUUCGCAGGAGAUUUUGAUCAAGCACAAUGAGCUGCGCCUCAUCGAGCAAGAGAUGGCCAAGUGCCAGAUUGCGCUCGAGCAGUUGCGCAGAUGCCACCUUAUCCCCUACCCGACGGAUUGCCCGACACCCGCGCAAAUGCUGGACAUUGCCAGCGGUCGUGGUACCGCUGUGCGUCCCAGGCCGGGCGCUACUGUUCCGAAGUGGUCAUCGCCGUUCGGUGUUGUCGACGGUCCGUAUGCGCGUCAUUACGCCAAGUGGCUCAUUCCCGACCCUGUCUUUGAUGGGCCGCUCCCCAACUGGCCUGGCCUUGCACCGCAUGCUCGGUCCUCCAAGGGCGGUGCAACCGCCGAUGCGCGGUCGACGAGGAACAGCGUCUCCGACUCCAGCAAGGCGCGCGCCUCACGUGGUGUUUCUGGUCAGAGACUACACUCGCUGUCCAGUGGCUACCCCCAGCCCAAGGACAAGGCUGGCCCUUGCAUUCUGAAGCGCUCUGAUGGCAAAGUCGUGAAGCUGGUCUGCACCGACUGUCACCGUGACAACUUUUCUAGCACACAGGGCUUCAUCAACCACUGCCGUAUCGCUCACAAGCGCGACUACAAGAGCCAUGACGAGGCUGCCAUUCACUGUGGUCAUCCCAUCGAAGUCGAUACCGGUGCACCUCUUGCCGCAGCAUCGGCCAAAAAGAACGAUGCUACUGCGGCCGCCGCUGCUCCCAAGAGUGGUGCUCCUGCGAGCAUCGCUAUGCCGGCUGCCUCAGCCAUCGCGUCCGCGUCUUCUACGUCUUGCUCUGCGUCCGCUCUCGCGACUCCCGUCAACCCCGGUGUGUCGGGCACACCUGGCAGCACUGCUCUCCCCGGCCAUGUUUAUUCACUGGCGCGCGCUGAUAGCAACGCCACUGACUCCGUGCUGGACCGCAUUCACUCGUCCUACGCGUCGUGCUCUACUGCCACGGCCGCCUCGGCCGCCUCGGGCGCCCGCAACCAGGUGAAAAACAAGAAGGCAAAGGCUGCUACAGCUGCGUUUGUUGGUUCGGAUAAGACGCCGUUCCUUUCUCGUUUCUUGGAAAAGAAGGAGUUCGGAGGAAACCUGGAUGCGUCGGUGGAAGAUGCGAAAGAGGUCACCGACAUUGACGACAUGGCUUGGUACGCCGAUGAAGACGACGAGUUCGACCUGAACACUCCGAAUGCCGAAACGCCAAACACGUCGACAGUGAAGCGUGCCCCCGUGCGGCCGACGCAAUCGGCUGCCUCCUCUAAGAGUGCCGAGGCUUCGCGGCCCAGCAGCAGCAAGGGCGCAUCCACCCCAGCCCACAUUCCGUACGGGGGGCAGAUCGUCGACUAUGUCGCGGUCGGUGUGGUCGGCGAUGCGAUGGAUGUCGACCUCAGCCCUAUCCAUUCGGCUAGCAACAUCGCGCCUUCGCUUGUCAGCGAUGAUGGCGAGUACGAUGACUCGGACGAUGGUUCUGCUUCGGAGACCUCUGACACCGAUAUGGAUUCCGUCUCCGAAGUACCUGAGAUCAACACCGACGAGGACGAAGACCACGUGCACAACACGCCUCGGCCUCUACGCCGCCACAGCGGCAGCGUCAAGCUGAAGAAGGAUGACCCCAAACAUGUCACCUUUGUGAGCCCCGUGAAAGGGUCUAGCAAGGGCAGACGUAACUAG